AUGAAAUUAAAAGAAAUAGGAGAUAAGCAACAAACUCUAAAGGUGAAUAAUUUUCACCAAAAUUCAGUAGCAUAUGAAUAUUUAUGUAGAAUAGAAGAGGUUAAAUUAUGGAUGGAAUCAAUUUUAAAUGAGCCUCUUCCUCCUACUAUUCUUAUAGAAGAAAACCUGAGAAAUGGGGUUUAUUUAGCAAAAAUAGGUAACUUUAUAGCACCUGAAAGGGUCCCUCUUAGUAGAAUAUAUGACAUAUUUCAGCAUAAAUACAAAAGUGUUGGUCUUCAACCACAACAUGCCGAGAAUGUUAGUUACUGGGUAAAAGCUUUAAAAUCGAUAAAUUUGCCUAAGAAAUUUAUUGUAGAAGCAGCAGGUAUUUAUGACAAAAAGGACAUGCCUCAAGUUAUUUAUUGUAUACAUGCUUUAAGUAUUUAUUUAUUUCACUUGGGUCAAGCUCCUUUGAUCCAAGAAUUAUAUGGUAAAGUGCAAUUCACAGAAAAUGAUAUUGAUACAAUAUCUUUCGACAUGGAAAAAAAUAAUGUAUCAUUGCCAGAAUUUCAAAAAAUUAAUGACUUAUUAGCAGAAUGUUUGACGAAUGAUAAAAAUACUUUAAACAUUGAAAUUAAUAAUCUUAAUCAAGCGAUAAUAGAAGAGUCUAACGAAAAAUUAUUAUCUAGUUUGAAUUUGACUUCUGCUAAUCUGGUCCAAAUAAUACCUGAAUAUAUAAGUUAUUAUUUAAAAGCAUUCAAAAAUGCUCGAAAUAAAAAAUUUCAAUCAGCACAAAAUCAGUCAUUAAAUAGAAAAUGCAAAUCCAAUAGUUAUAAUAUUACUUUAAGUCUUAGUGAAAUUCAAGGGUACAUACGAGAAGUAAACAUUGAAUGCACAUGGCGAGAUAUAUUAUUAUCUGUAAAAAAAAGAGAUAGGCAUAAUUUGAAAAAAAUCAUUGAAUCAUUUUUUCCUGAAAUCAAGGAUUAUCAAAGUAAAAAUUUAGAGUAUUACAUCAAUGAAGCACUAUCAAUUGAUCCAAAUAUUGCAAGUACAAAUAAGGCUAGAGAAAAAAUACAUGGUAUUGUCCGGAAUGGAAAUCGAAAAUUUAAGGAAUUUUCUAGGGUUUCAGACGCUGUCAAAAAAGUCGAAGAAGCAAUUAAAAGCAACAGCAAAGAUAAUCUAUUAACAGCACUUAAAAUACCAUGUUUAAAAUUAUCAUCUGAAAUAAUAAAUUUUGCUGCCCCUUUGUAUUUGGAGGAAAUGCGCGAAGAUUUAAAAAUGUCAAAGGAAUUAACUUACAAAGAUAUUAAAAGUAGUAUAUUUAUUUUAAAUAAUAUUGCCAAAAUAACAGUAGCCGUUGAUAAUUGCGAUUAUAAAUCUUUUUGGAUGUUAUUGUGGAAUGCAGACAUUCCUUUUAUGAAUAUUGACAUUGCUUUAAAAACGCAGUAUUUUAAAGCAUUAAGUGCUUGCAGGGAGCAAAAAAAGAAUCAAAAUUUGGAAAAUACCUUAUUGACAUUUGUUGAUAUACAAGAAUGCAUAGAUAUGGCUAAUAUUCAAACCCUCGAACAAACAAAUACUUUAAUAUAUUUGGAAGAAAUAAAUAAUGCGGUUCAAUGUUCGAAUACGCAAAAACUUUUACCCGCGUUACAAGGCGUAACUUCUGAAGAAGAAUUGUCAGACGAUGAUGCUAUUCUUUGUAUGCAUUUACUAAAAAAAUUAAUGAAGGAAGAGGAAAUGAAUGAAGAUAGAGAACUUUGGUUAAAUGACGUAAUUUCCGUUGUGGAUGAAAUGAAAGAUUUAAAAAAAAAGGCUUUAUUUAUUUGUGAUUUUCUACGUGGGAAAAAUUUACGUGAUUGUUUACCUCCGAAUACGUUUGAAACUAAUCAAAAAUCAAAAAAUAAGUUUUUGACAACGAAUGGUUACAAAAAUAUUGAAAAAAAUAAUUCGUCUGAUAUCUGGCUCAAAGUAAAAUUAAAAGAUGAAAUAAAUAUUUAUUUAAAUCCCUCCAGCGGGAGCAUCAAAUGGUUUCCAACGGUCGAUUUCAUAAAAAAAUUACCUUGUUUAAUACCAAUUAACGACAUCGAGGUAUUAUUUCGGAAAAAUUAUUUGAAAUUAAUUUUUACUAAUGGCUGUGAUUGGAAAUUUUCAAAUUUUAUUAUUAUUUUGCAGUUUAUCAUUCGUAAUUUUGAGUCAACUUCGUUUAAACGUACAUCUUUAGAGAAUUUUCAUUUCGAUAGUGAAAUUCUCAUCAAAUUUCAAGGAGCUAUUCGUGGGUUUAUAAUCCGCAAAAAUAUUAAAAAGAAACUUAAGGCUAUUAUAUUAAUUCAAAAAUGGUGGCGAAGAAUUCAAAACGAAAAAUUAAUCGAAGCUCAAAUUGGAAAAAAUGAAAAAAAAUUUUCUUCUCCUGAUGACUUCUACAUUAAACACGUACGAAAAAUUAUAAAAAUUCAAGCUUUUUGGAGGGGAUACUUGACUAGAAAAAAUUUUAAUUCUCAUAACAAAAUUUUAGAUUCUAAAAUCGAACCAUCUUUUAAAUACUUACGACGCUUAAGCUUACUUAAUUAUUUAAACGACCAUUAUGAUUAUUCUGUCGAAUUAGAAAUUCAAAAGAUUAAAAGUUCAAUAGUGAAAAUAAUUAGAACGAACCAAGAACAAGCGAAAAAACUUGAAGAAAUGGAUAUUAAGAUCGGUUUGCUUGUACAAAAUCGCAUGUCCGUAGAGGCGAUCGUGGCUGAAAAUAAAAAAAUACAAAAUAUUUCCACCGUGGGAAUAGAUUCGAGAGGAAUAAAAGCUUUUAGUAAGGAAGCUAAAACGUUACUCGAUGGAUACCGACAAUUGUUUUACCUUCUUCAAACGGAUCCUGUUUAUUUGACAAGACUAAUUGUUCGCUUGCCGUCGAAAUUUAAUCACGUGAUACAAAGUUGCGUUUUAUCCCUUUUCAAUUACGGUUCCAACACACGCGACGCUUAUCUUCUUCUACGCCUUUUUCGUUUGGCACUUUUUGAAGAAGUUCAAAAUAAAUUUCAAAAACCCGUUGAUGCCAUAACCGGAAAUUCACUUGUGUUAAGGUUGGCAGUUGCAUUCACUCGACAGAAUCAUAAUCCUCUGAAAAAUAUUUUAGGUUUUUUAAUCGAAAAGGUAUUGAAUGAUAAAGUGUGCAUCGAUACGAAUCCAGUUGAUAUUUAUCGUCGUUGGGUAAAUCAAAUAGAAACGGAAAGUGGGAAACCUUCGAACUUACCUCAAACGGUAUCCAUAGAAGAAGCAUUGUCUUAUCCGGAAAUUGUCAUGCGUUUGAAUCACAAUUUAAAAAUUUUACAAUCUUGGGUAAAAUGCUUUCUGGAUAGAUUAGUUCAAUGCGUCAAUCAAUUUCCAUACGCUUUAAGGUUCAUCGCGAAACAAUUAAAAAAUGCUUUAUUUCAAAAAUUUCCAAAGGCGCUCGAAAAAGAUAUUUUAAAGAUUGUGGGAAAUCUCGUUUAUUAUCAGUAUAUUAAUUCAGCAAUCGUUGCGCCGGACGCUUUUUGCACGAUAACGUUACCACCCGAUCAGCCAAUGAAGCAGGAACAACGUCGUAAUUUGGCAAGCAUAGCGAAAAUCCUUCAUUUUGCUGCAACAAAAAAAGGAUUUGGAGAAGAAACGAAAUACUUGAAAUCGUUGAAUCCCUUCAUCAUCGAGUGUCACGAAAUCAUGAAACAAUUUUGUAAAAACUGUUGCGCGGUCGAAGAACUCGAAAAACAUUUUCGCAUCGAUAAGUAUUCGGAAGCGUUGAUGAUUAACAAACCCAAAAUUUAUAUCAACUUGGAGGAAAUAAGAGAAUGUCAUAAACUUUUGUUGGAAGUCCAACAUGAAAUUGCGCCAGAUUCGAUGGAUCCAAUUCACGAAAUUUUAGAUGAUCUUGGUUCUCCUCCAUCGCUCUCGACACUUGUCGGCUGCAAUGAUUCAUCUGAGGCAACACUUUGCAGAGCAGGAAGACUUCAAGUGUGUUUAGAAUUGGAAAAUAAAUUUCAAAUCCCUCCGCAAGAAGUAACGGAGAACGAAAAAUUAUUCAUCGAGCAAGGAGACACUCUGGCAAGCGCUAUUUGCGUUCCAAAACAUUUCGAUCUUUAUUCGAAAUUGGCAAAAUUGGAACUUGCUGGAUUUGUGAGGAGCGAAAACGAUUACAUUGAAAUUAUCAAAUCCUUAUUAAUCGAUAUAUCAUACAAGCAAGAAUUUUUAAAACUUCAAAAACAGGAAAUAAUUGAAUUGAAAUCAACUUUACUUAGACUUGAAGAAAAGAAAGAGUUUUACGAAAGUCAAGUAUCUCGUUACGAACAAUAUUUAAAAACAUGUCUUUCUAAUCUGACAGUAAGUUCAAAAAGGUAUAAGGAAAAAAAAGAAUACAGUAUUAAAUAUUCCGGAGCACGUUUACGGGAAAAAGGAGUAUUGAUUUCCCUGAAUGGAGUUCCUUUGACUCAGCUCAAAAACGUACAAUUUGAAAUAUCUACGACAAAAUUAAAUGGAAUUUAUUCCGUUCACGGUCGUUUUAUGGGAGUCGAAGUAUGUAUAUCGAAGACGAGUUUAAACGAUGAAAAUAAGAACUAG
Messenger RNA from Pediculus humanus corporis (human body louse), 4557 nucleotides. Its product is annotated as ras GTP-ase activating protein with iq motif, putative. Gene Ontology annotation, cellular component: cytoplasm. Bases 1 to 4557 code for a protein of 1518 amino acids. The transcript is spliced from 24 exons. Gene Ontology annotation, molecular function: calmodulin binding; actin filament binding; GTPase activator activity. Gene Ontology annotation, biological process: regulation of GTPase activity; regulation of actin cytoskeleton organization. NCBI's taxonomy places the organism in Eukaryota, Metazoa, Arthropoda, Insecta, Psocodea, Pediculidae. The record is from RefSeq and is a predicted model, not a curated record.